Molecule: messenger RNA, 4243 nt
Organism: Ooceraea biroi (clonal raider ant)
Lineage: Eukaryota; Metazoa; Arthropoda; Insecta; Hymenoptera; Formicidae
Gene: Ca-Ma2d
Product: Ca[2+] channel Muscle-specific alpha2/delta subunit
Cellular component (GO): voltage-gated calcium channel complex
Molecular function (GO): voltage-gated calcium channel activity
Source: RefSeq, a predicted model, not a curated record
UCCACUGUUGAAAUUCAUGGCAAAUGCAAUCCCGCUACGUCCUUCGUGGAUCCGCGACCAAGCGCGGUCAUCGGCGAAGCACCGGCACUCUUCAUCGGCGCGCACGCGCCAUGGUCGCGAAUAUGUAUCCCGACAGGCUACAACAGAGAGCACUCUGAGAGUUUUGAGACGAUGCUGCUCGAAUGCCAAAAAUAAUCGAGCCAGAGGUAAACCUCGCGGCCGGCUUAUCCCAGUAACAAACGCCAAUACUGUGAGCUUGCUCUAGGAAAUUAAAGUUUUUCAAGCGAAUUUUUGUCGGAAACAAAUAUCACAGAAGGAAAAAAAUAAGAAGAGGAAGAAGGAGAAGAAGAAGGAUUAGAAGUAGAAGAAGAGGAAGAGGGACACGGCAGUUCGUUCAUGCCGACGACGACAGUUCGAUGUCUCGUCUUUUACUUCGCGUUGGUGUUCGUCGUGUGUCUAGCCAAAGAUGCGCACAUCGUGGGCAGAUGGGCAGACAAAUUGGGCACCGAAUUAUGGGAACUCGCAAACGAAGUAGGUCAGCCCGAAGAAUUAUUAGAAAAAUACAAGAGCAUGAAUACUCGGGUGGAGCACAAGUCUGGAGAAGAAUUAGUUAACAUAAUUAGCGAGAAUGUGAGUAGAAUGUUGCGCCGAAAAAUGGACGCAGUUACCUGCAUUCGAAUGGCAGCUGAAGAAGCAGCGGAGGAUUGGGAUCUGUCUGUCGUGGAUAUUCUCGAUAAUUUCUCUUUUGUUAAUUUCUCUUAUGUUUCUGGCAAGUGCAGUCCUGUCAAUGGUGAAUUACCAGACAAUGAAGAUUUUCACUGUGUAGAGAAGAACCAUAGCAUGUAUAGAUACAGAGAAAUGGAACUGUUCCCAGACUCGCACUUCUACAAUAUCCCAGUGAAUACGAGCUACUCGUCAGUUCACAUGCCUACCAACGUGUUUGAUCUUAAGCAGGAUGUGAUGAAGGAUAUUAUGAGGACAGAGGCGUUGGAUGAUGUAUUUCGUCAGAAUUAUGAAUCUGAUCCCGCGCUAUCGUGGCAGUAUUUUGGCUCAAUCACCGGUAUGCUGCGCCAAUACCCUGCGAUGCAAUGGCAAACGAGCGUUGAGGAUGACGACGAUGAACCACCCCCUGAUCUAUACGAUUGCAGAAUACGUAGCUGGUUUAUCGAGGCGGCCACUUGCAGCAAAGACAUGGUGAUUCUGAUGGACGUCAGUGGCAGCAUGACCGGCAUGGGAAAGACGAUUGCGAAGGCGACUGUGAGCUCGAUCUUGGACACCUUAUCGAACAAUGAUUUUGUCACAAUACUGACGUACACCAAUGGCACCAAGGAUCUAGUGCCGUGCUUCAAGGACAUGCUGAUCCAGGCCACUCCGGAAAAUCUUGACACAUUUAAGAAAUCUAUGGAAACUAUCAAAACGGAGGGUGUCGCCAAUCUCACGAAGGCUUUUACUAAGGCGUUUAGUCUGCUCAAAACCUACCGGGAGACGCGUGGAUGCGACGGAGACACACCGUGUAAUCAGCUCGUCAUGCUCGUCACAGACGGUGUUCCCGGAAGCCUAACGGAGGUGUUCGAGACAUGGAACUGGCACGACAACAGAACAAACAUACCGGUGCGUGUAUUCACGUAUCUUCUGGGCAAAGAAGUGACGAAGGUGCAGGAAACAUUAGGGAUGGCAUGUUUGAAUCGCGGCUACUACCGACACGUGCAAACGCAAGAAGAGGUACGCGAGCAAGUGCUCCAGUAUAUCCCGGUCGUGGCGCGGCCCUUGGUGCUCCAGGACGUGGUACAUCCCAUCGUAUGGACACACACAUAUGCAGAUAUCACGAAUCCGGCACUUGCCGCUUGGCUGUGGCGGGUGAUGGAGCACGAAGAUCAAAACGCGCGCCUGCAAAAACACAUGCUGGGAAAACAGCUGGGCGUGCGAAUAAGCGAGGACCCAAUCUACAUACAGAAGUUGCAUAAGGACGAGAAUAUUGAGCUGGAUCCAUCCACACUAAAUACCACCGCGUGGCAGGAAUAUAGGCUGCUCACAUCCGUGGGCACACCUGUGUUCGAUCGCAGAAGCAAUCGCAACAAUAAGACACGCGUGGCAAAUCUGCUCGGUGUGGCUGGCACGGAUGUACCGAUCAACGAUAUUCGCAAACUCACAUUGCCAUACAAGCUCGGUGUAAACGGCUAUGCCUUUAUCGUCUCCAACAAUGGCUACGUGAUACUGCAUCCGGAUCUUCGACCGGUCUAUAAAGGCCAGCUUAAAUUGAAUUACAACAGCGUUGACCUGACAGAGGUAGAAAUACUCGACGAUGGACGCGAGCCGAGGAACCCGGGUCCGGAAGUAUUGAACCUGAGAUCAGCGCUGGUCGAUCAUAAACGAGGCAGCAUGAAAGAUAUUCCCGUGAAGCUACACUACGAAGACAAUCGUCGAGUGAAUCUCGAAAGGCGUGAUUACUUUUAUGCACCUUUAUCCGGUACACCGUUUGGCUUGGCAGUCGUUUUAUCUAAUUACGGAACCACUUGGAUCAAGGUCGGCGACGAAAUUCGUCGUAAUCAGAACAUGAACGUGAACGUGUCGGAUUUUUUCGUGGGCGAUCAUUGGCGUGUACAUCCGAGUUGGGUGUAUUGUCAUUACCAUUAUCUGGAGGGUCACGAGUUCGAUAGUGCCGAAGAUGAGCUUCUCCAUUUUCUGGCUCUGAUGAGCCGCCCGGGGUGGCGUUGGUCCGAGCAAUAUGAAGCUUAUCCAACCGUCAACGAGGAUGUCGAUCAGGAACCGAACUGUGGUGGGCAGACGCUCAAGGAUGAUGACUACUACUGCAACAAAGAGCUCAUGCAGCUCCUGGUCUUUGACGCCAAGGUGACGAAUCACAGCUUCUAUGGCGAUUAUUUGGAUAUUCUAUCGCCUCGGGCUCAGAAUCUCGCACGAGUCUACGGUAUCUUCGUAAGAUUUAUCGCGACGCAGAGCGGUCUCACGAGGUGGCAUCAUCUCAAAGCUGGCAUGCAACCGGAUACAAAGGACGAUAUUGUCUUCGGUGAUCUCCACAGGCGAGCCGUUAAUGAACCUUGGUACAAGGGUGCAAUUUUUCAAAACGAGUUGGACCCGAACAGCAUCUACUUGUCCGUCCCAUGGGGAGCGGGCGCGGACGCGACAGUGACAGCAUCGAUGACUUUAUCACCCAAAGACGGCGGCAAAAAGGCGCCGGCAGCCGUCUUGGGUUUCCAAAUGCCGAUGACGAGUUUCUAUAAACGAUUCAUUGCGCUGACUUCAGUAACAACAAAUCCACUAAUGAAUUGUACUCUUAUCUGGAUCGAUUGCUAUCUGCUGGACCAAAACGGCUAUGUGGUAAUCUCGGAGGCACACAAUGACACAGGGCAAUUUAUGGGCACACAGGAGGGCGCUAUUAUGGUGUCCAUGGUCGGCCAGGGCCUCUACAACCCAGUCGAAAUUUAUGACUAUCAGGCAUGGUGCCACGAAAAACGAUUUCACAAUUCCGCUAGUGCCUUAAUCGAACCGCUGCGAUACGUCGGAAGACUAUUGAUAUGGUUUCUACUGCGGCUGAUGUGGUUUACGACCCAGUUCGUCAACCUCCCUGGCAUCCAUGGCAAAAUCCAUUUCGAUGAGGAUUUACCUGAUCCACCGCCACCGCCGACACCCUACCUUUAUUACUAUCCUUGCGAUCAGAAGCGGACUCUUUAUAUGUUGAACGAGACCGUCGCCGCCAAAGGCGUGACCAAUCACUCCGAUUACUGUUCGAGGCCAUUCUACGCUCAAAGAGUGGCGCACACCAAUCUACUGUUGGUCGUAGUGGACAGUAUGUAUCCGACGUGCUACGACAGACUGGAAGUGACUCCCGUUAAUAUCUCGCCCCUCGAGUACACAAAUAGCACGGGCGACAAACCCUGUCACAAGAUCCCACUGAACACCUUGAAAAGGCGCCGACUGGAGAGCUGUUUCACGGAACAUCCUCUGGAGCUUGAGAUCGAGGAAUGUGGCAGCGCGUCUGAAUUGACCAUGUCCUUGUCAUUGUUAUGCAUUGUUAUUGUUAGAUGCAUUUUGCAACUAUGCAGCUUUAUAUUGUGACUGCAAAUUGACAUGACUCUUACCGCGUCCUUUCAGUAAUAGCGAUAGCUGUUUUAUUACAGCAAGUAAGUAAAACAAUGAAUAAUCAAAGAUAACUACAACAAUGCUUCUGUAAAUCUACAAUUGUACAAUUGUCCUAAUUAAAAAAGGAAUCACUUUUAACCAAGCU